This is a messenger RNA of Amaranthus tricolor (Joseph's coat), 1147 nucleotides long. RefSeq lists its product as uncharacterized. Gene Ontology annotation, molecular function: fatty acyl-CoA hydrolase activity. The coding region runs from base 404 to 925 and encodes 173 amino acids. Lineage: Eukaryota; Viridiplantae; Streptophyta; Magnoliopsida; Caryophyllales; Amaranthaceae. The transcript is spliced from 3 exons. The record is from RefSeq and is a predicted model, not a curated record.
GAGAAAAGGUUGAAACAAAUGGCAUUUGAAAUGGUUAUUUGCAUAAAUAUGUGUACAACAACGGUUAAAGCUUUGAAAUUAACGAUUGCUAACAUUUUAUGUGUAAAUAUGUCAUAGUGAAACAAUUUGUUAGCCUCAAGAUUACCACAUAAAUUUUUUUAAAAAUUUUAAUUACCACAUAAAACACUCGAAACCUUAACAUUAUCACGUGAAAUUUUCAUUUUUCUUUGACUAAAUUUCAACUGUUCUAGAACUUGUGUAAAAUGAAGGAAAAAGAAAAAAUUUCCUUUCAACCAUCCACCAAAAAGAAUCCAUCAUCAAUACCCAUUCCUGUACGGUCAUCCUGACUCCUCUCCUUUGUCUCUCAUCAUUAAAAUUAGUGAGUACUGAGUAAACAAUAGCCAUGAACAAGAACUCCUCCAAGAAACAGGAAGAUCAUAACUACGAACAAGAAGAUGAAGAUCCCAUCGAUUCAACCAGGAAAUUCUUUGAAGGUCUGGGAAUCUCUCAAAACAUUUCCCAAAUCUCAAAAUCCCAUUACUUCUAUUCUGAGUUGAUUCAAAACCUUCUCAAAGUUGAUGCCAUUGCUCGCGGCCGCAUCACUUGCUCAUUUUCCGUCUUACCUUAUGUCGGCAAUUACUACGGAGGGUUUCAUGGUGCUGCAGUGGCGGCUGUUGCUGAACGCUUAGCCAUAGGAUGUGCUAGGACAAUGGUAACCGAGGAUAAGCAGUUGUUUCUCGGUGAGCUGAGCAUAUCUUACCUUUCAGCUACACCGAUUAAUGUUAAAAUGAUUGCGGAUGCAUCAGUGGUAAGGAGUGGCAGAAAUUUAACAGUAGUGUCGAUUGAAAUUCGAUCAAAAGAGACUAACAAGCUUUCCUAUACUGCUCAAGCUACCCUCUUUCACCUCCCAACACCAAAAUUAUGAUAUGGGUUUGUAAUUUCUUAUACAAAAAUCCUAUGGAUUUUUUUUUUAUGAAUCAAGAAGAGGCUUUAUUUUACUUGUAAUUUGUUUUCUCACUAAGAAAAAUCAUGUUAUGUAGUAGUUUCCCAUGAUAGAAAAAUGUAUGAAGGAGAAACUGUUUUCAUUAAUCAAUAAACUUUGUAAAGUUAUUUAUUUGUGAUGAAUGAUGAUGCAUUUCAAGCAAAA